Messenger RNA from Effrenium voratum, 915 nucleotides. Lineage: Eukaryota; Dinophyceae; Suessiales; Symbiodiniaceae. The record is from the annotation of a GenBank genome assembly.
AUGGUUGAACUCUCCAGGAUCGGCCGGGCGCUGGAUCUGGACGGGCGGAUAAUCGCGAAGCUGGACUACCUGCUGCCCGGCUUUUCCAAGAAGGACAGGGCGGCCCGGUCGAUCGUGACGGCGGCGCGCGAAAACGGGUCGCUGCGCCCCGGGCAGACAGUGGUCGAACUGACGUCCGGCAACAUGGGAACCGGGUUGGCUAUUGUCUGCGGCGUGCUGGGACAUCCGUUCGUUGCCGUCAUGAGCGCGGGAAACUCAAGCGAGCGCGCGAAGAUGAUGCGAGCUCUCGGGGCUGAAGUCGUCAUCGUUCCACAGUCGGAAAACAGCCGUCCGGGUGAAGUUUCCGGUGCGGAUCUGGCGUUGGUGGAUGAGAUUGCAAAAGAGAUAACCGCCGAACGCAACGCCUUCAGGGCCGAUCAGUUCGGUCAUUUCGGCAACCCGGAAGCGCAUGAGACCGGAACUGGCCCGGAGAUCUGGGCACAGUCGGAAGGGACGGUGACCGCGUUUUGUGAUUUUGCCGGAUCCGGUGGCACCCUGGCGGGUGUGACCCGCUUCCUGGCGCAAAAGGGAGUGAAUUCCUAUGCAGUGGAACCGGCCGGUGCGGAAGCCCUGUCAGGUUCGCCGGUCACAUCACCCGAGCACCCUAUCCAGGGAGGCGGUUAUGCCAUGAACGACCUCGACCACCUGCGCGAUGUUCCGCUCGCGGGCUAUUUGUCAGUAUCCGGCGAGGAUGCGCGCAAACAUGUCCGUCUGCUGGCACGCAUGGAAGGCAUCUUCGGGGGCUACUCUGCCGGAGCAAAUCUUGCCGGCGCCGUUCAGCUUCUGAAAGGCCCGGAAAAGGGCGGGUGUGUCGCCAUCGUCAUCUGCGACAGCGGAUUGAAAUACCUUUCCACCGAUCUGUGGGAGACCGAAUGA